AGGUGAUCGGUUGACGAACUGAGGAACAAGUAAAUAGUGACGAGAGUAUAAACCCUACGACCCAAAACACAGAAGAGAAGAAACAAACAAAAUUUCCGAUUUGGGUUUCUCGAGCUCUGUUUCUUUUUUGAAGAAAAUGAAUGAUUCUGGGCAUGAGAUCGAAAUCAGAUGCCAUCAUUGCGCAGGCCCUCUUACGAAAAAUUUGGAAACCAGUGAAUGGACCGUGGCUCCGUUCAUCAGGGAUAGCUUUUCUAUGAUUGGAUCAGCUGUUGGUGGUACUGCAAGUGCAUUUAUUGGAUUUAACCAUGCAAUGCCAAUUGUACGCAAGUGGAUAAAAGGACCCAUGUGGUUACAUUUUCUUGUUGGGGCACCACCUGUCAUAGUUCUUUCAUCAGCCUGUGCUGGCCUAGCAGGUGGUACAGUACCGGCAUUGGCACAGCUCGCUUCAUCUUCAUACCGAGCAGCAGUCCAUUCGUCUCAGCCACCACAGGCACAAAAGAAUAACAAAAUGCAAAAGUCUACAACUUCUCCUCUGUAAAACACACUCAGCAAAGCUCUCUCUUUUGUUCUUUUUCUUUUCCAUCAUUUUUUUUUUGUAUGUCAGUCAAUGUGGGAGCUUCGUUCUUGGUGUAAAUACUUCUAUUUUAUAAAUACAAGGAUCAAUUUUUGUUGAUUCAGGAGUUGUGAGGUUUCUUAAUAAUAAUUGGAACAGUUUUGGCUC
Capsella rubella is the source of this 721-nucleotide messenger RNA. RefSeq lists its product as uncharacterized. Bases 137 to 538 code for a protein of 133 amino acids. Lineage: Eukaryota; Viridiplantae; Streptophyta; Magnoliopsida; Brassicales; Brassicaceae. The transcript has 6 exons. The record is from RefSeq and is a predicted model, not a curated record.